This is a messenger RNA of Micropterus salmoides (largemouth bass), 2720 nucleotides long. RefSeq names its product iroquois homeobox 4b (gene irx4b). The record is from RefSeq and is a predicted model, not a curated record. NCBI's taxonomy places the organism in Eukaryota, Metazoa, Chordata, Actinopteri, Centrarchiformes, Centrarchidae. Gene Ontology annotation, biological process: regulation of transcription by RNA polymerase II; cell development; neuron differentiation. The transcript is spliced from 6 exons. Gene Ontology annotation, molecular function: DNA-binding transcription factor activity, RNA polymerase II-specific; RNA polymerase II cis-regulatory region sequence-specific DNA binding. Bases 275 to 1516 code for a protein of 413 amino acids. Gene Ontology annotation, cellular component: nucleus.
AAGCUGCAGCAGCUAAAGUGAAUUUAGCGGAACUGCAAGGAACGCCAAGAAGUUACUUAUAAAGGCUGUUAAUCGUGGUGCGUAAAAUGUGCGUAAAUGUCUGCGCGCCCCCAUUUGGAUAAGGUGGUAGAUCCAAAUUUUAAAACCUGAAAAGUUGCCAGGCAAACUAGGUCUGAACUAGUAUCAGAGGCAAAAGUCUACCCUCGGCACGGAUGCUGUUGGAUGUCGCCCGGCUCUGCGCUCCUGCUUUUGUCUCUUUUAUCUUAUUUGAGCCAUGGCUUACUCUCCGCUGGGAUACUCAUACUCCACCACACCGCAGUUUCUGAUGACCUCCAGCUCUCUGGCUGGUUGUCUGGAGCCCGGAACGCCUCCGUCACACCCGGUGCUGCGCUCGCCGGGCCACCAGCUCACCCCUGGCGCCGGCAUUGGCGUCUACAGCGGCCCUUAUCCAAAGAGCCAAGGUUACUAUAACACCUGCACCAGCGACGCCACCGCUCUCUAUUCCAGAGGGCCACUAGAUCCCAAAGAUGGAUUGGGAUCUGUGCAUGUGGGGACAUCUCAGACUCCUGCCUACUAUCCCUAUGACUAUACAUUUGGACAAUAUCCUUAUGACAGAUAUGGGUAUUCCUGCUCUGACGGCGCUUCCCGUCGUAAAAAUGCCACCCGAGAGACGACCAGCACCCUGAAGGCUUGGCUGCAGGAACACCAGAAGAAUCCUUAUCCCACAAAGGGAGAGAAGAUAAUGCUUGCUAUCAUCACCAGGAUGACCCUCACACAGGUGUCUACUUGGUUUGCAAAUGCACGCAGGAGGCUAAAGAAGGAGAACAAGGUGACGUGGUCACCACGGGCUUGUAAAAGCUCUGAUGACCGGGGAUGUGAUGAUGACAGUGAUGAAGCUGAAAAGCCACUUAAAAAUGACAAAGACCUUCCUGAUCGACAGUGUGCAGACCUGCAGAGUGACCUUGAGGACUUCGACCUGCUGGAGUCAGAUGGCUCUGACUGUGAACCAAAGCCACAGUUUCUUUCAGAGGACCAUGAUGCAAAUCCAGACACUGACCUCCCACGUGGGCAUCUCACACACAACCUAGACCCAUUGCACGGAAAAGAGAGAUUGUGCUCAGACUGCCCCAAACUCACAAUGGUCCAACAGCAAAACAGCGGCUUCUAUCCUAAUCCAGAUCUUCGAAGUACAGACAACAAGCCCAAAAUUUGGUCCAUCGCUCACACUGCUGCAUCUUUGGAUGCCAGCUUGCAGCCAGAUUACCCUCCUUGUAUGCUGGCGUCGACCAGGUCCUCCUCUCCUGGGUAUCCAUCAAGUAUGGCACUAACAAAGGCAGACAGGCAACAGGAAUCACCAGUUGCCACGCUCAGAGAAUGGGUGGACGGAGUUUUCCAUGGUCUUCCUUUCCAACAGCCCAAACCAGCGGGGGUGUGGAAAGGCUUAAAUGAUGCCGUGAUGGACAGCAGAACACCCAGACAAUCCCUUGAACUUGUUAGGUCUACGUCAUCUUUGUAGUCCGACCACCACAUUUUCAACGGAAUAUUUCAAAGACUGCUGGACAUAAAACAAAAAGUCUAUAUUUUGCUGUUGUGACUUUACCAAUUGACCGUUUGCUAAGCGCCACCUUACUGUUGCUACCCCAUCAAGCUUUUCAUUCUCCCACAGCACAUGUAGUUUACAAUGAUAACAGUGGCAGAUUGAGCAAUGGGAAUUUAAACAAUAGGUCGUUGAUUGAUUCCAGACUGAGGCCGAUGAAAGAAGGCUUUUAAUUUCUAGCCAACAACCAUUGGUGGCAGAUUUUAUUAUCUCUAGCUAGCUUAUUAAUUAAGCUAAUGUUGUAUAAAUGAAUUUAUUAGAAAACCUGACUCUGGCUGACUUUUAAACUUGACAGCUGUAUCUUGUAAAAGAGGUCUUAAAUAUGCACUUGUUGGCUACAUAUAUGAUAUUGAGCUAGCAGACUGAAGCUAAAGCUUCAUGUACCAGGCAAAAAAAGUCACCUCUAUCUCAGGUAACAGUGGCUCAGGUUGCUGAGUAAACUUUGUCAAAACCAGUAAAUAGCAGGACAGAGCAACUAACAUUAGCCAAAACUCUUUAUAGCAUCCAGGAUUGACUUCCACACAAUUCUACACAGUGGGUGUGCUUUCGUGUAACGUAACAUUGUAACCCCACAGAUAAUGUAUUUAACGAAAUAGUUUAUGAUGUGCUCCUUGGCUUUGGAGGUUCUGGUUGAUGACUGUAGGCAGUAAGCUAGUUAGCCAGACCUGGUAAUGACUGCAGCCUCCAUUAGACCAGACAAACACAAUGUUUAAUCUAUUUCUUAAACUUUUGCUCUUCUGGUUUUGGAAAAGUUUGAAUAAAAGACUAACACUUUCAAUGCAGAGUAUUACUCCUACAAUCCAAAGUUUGAUAGAUCUGGUGUGCCCAGUUAUGGUUGCUAAGCUAUGACUGGGCAAUUGUUGUCCGGGUAGGGGUUUAGCGAACGGUCAAUUAACAAUUUAUGAUCCUGUUUUGGCGUUUGGACAGGCCCAAACUCUCUACCAACUUAAAAACUCUUAUGAGCUCCAUAAAUGAUCAAAUGUCUUACAGCAAACAAGUGUCACCACACACGUUCCUGCAGCAAGGUUGUAUGGUUCAUACACAUGAAAAAUAUACAAUAUUGUACACUUGCACUAUAGCCUGCACAAGCACUGAGUCACAAAAAUAAAAGGUGUAUUACAUA